GCGAUGCUCUGAUGUUUGUACACGGACUGGAGCGAAGCAGAGCCACGGCGUCCACACAGGAGGAAUACCUACCCGAAGACAGUCCACUACAAAAGAAGAACCAUCAUGGACGAAGAAGAGCAGUUUGUGAACAUUGAUCUGAACGACGACAACAUCUGCAGCGUCUGUAAACUCGAAACGGAAACGGGGACCUUAUCUUUCUGCCAUGUUUGCUUUGAACUCAGCAUUGAAGGCGUCCCCCCUUCUACCUUGUUGCACUCAAAGUCCCUGCGGGGCCACAGAGACUGCUUUGAGAAAUGCCACCUCAUCGCCAACCAGAAGCUGUCACGUUCCAAGGUGUCCCGAAGUGCCUACGAGGGCAUGAAGCUGGCCCUCAGCCAGAAGCUGAACCGCAUCAUCCAGUACGCCCAGAACAAAGACUCGGUGUCCUCGGCUGGCGCCGGCAGACGGGGGGCCAAGCUGCUCUGCUACGGCCCCCAGAGCGACCGCAAGCUGCUGCCCCAGUCGGACGCCCAGGUGCCCCGCUACGCCCCCCGCUGGGAUACCGCCAAGGGCAUGGGCAUGCUGGAGCGCCACACCGCCGAGGAGCUGGGGCUACUCCAGGCGGCGCCGGAUGACGUGUGGGCCGACGGCGGCAGGAAAGGUCUACACAACCGCAACGCAACAUGUGGAGGAGGAGGACUGACGCCGCACAGAUGCCAUGGACACAGCAGAGACGAAUUGGCCAAAAUGAGCAUGGAUGAGCUUCAUCAGCUGAACAGCCAACUGCUGAUGCAGAUUCAGAAGGUGUUCGAGGAGCUGACCGAGGCCGUGCAGGAAAAGGACUCGCUGGCGUCGGAGCUCCACGUUCGCCACAUCGCCAUCGAGCAGCUGUUUAAGAACUGUGCCAAGCUGCCGUGGCUGCACAUCAGCAGGGCCGGCGUGAAGGCGAACAGCGGCGGCGGCGUUGGCCCCGUGGACUGAGGCGGAGGACGGCGCUUCAUUUUUGGGCCCAAAGGAAGGUGGUGAACACACGGAGUGACUUUGACUGCGGCGGCACUGAGCUGUCGGCUUUGCAUUAGAGCGGCAUGAAGGGCCGGUUUGACACGGCGUCCGUUCUUGUGGUUGCAGUGAUGAUGCAAGACUUAAUGGCGGUUUGCAGUGGGUCUGGGAUGUGACUCGAUUUCAGACGGACGACCCGGGAUGCAUGUUAAUAACCGGCGAAUUGGGCCACAGCGUUUCCACCGCGGACGUGGAUCUGGACUGUGGAUGUUUUGGUUUUUCUGCUCUGGUGUCGAUGGAUCUUCGUCUUCAACACCUGUGUUCAGCUUCAUGCAAACAAACAAAGACAGUCCAGAGGUUUUACAUUAGCGUCGACUGACGGGUUUCCCUCUUUUAUUUUUCAUUUUUUUCACUUUUAGUUUUACAUUUCAAGUUGUUUUGUCUGCUGGUUUUAUCAGAUGUGGGUGUUGAAAUAAGGGGAGAAGAACUGCUCAUUGUCCUAAAUAUUUAAUUGACUGGUGCUCUGUAAGGAGGGGGGAGCGAACACAGACGUGAUUAUUAUUUUACAGCGAGGCUCGGGUAUUUGUGCAUAUUUGAUGCGGAUGAGUUGGAAAUUGUCCGUCAUUGUGAUUCCGCCAGGCGCUGCCAGCAGUAGUUUUAAAACCGAGAUGAGCUUUUGCGCGGCUGCAUAUUGAUGAUGCGAUCGCACAGAAAACAAGCACGUAAACAGACACGAUCAUGAGGUAAAUAAUUGUGUUUUAAUGUUCAGUCUGAGGCUCCGUUCAGACCGCAGGCAAAUGUGGCCCAAAUCCGAUGUUUUUGCCCAUACGAGACCUGUAUCCGAUCUGUUAAAGACAGUUUGAACAGCACAAA
Molecule: messenger RNA, 1854 nt
Organism: Sphaeramia orbicularis (orbiculate cardinalfish)
Lineage: Eukaryota; Metazoa; Chordata; Actinopteri; Kurtiformes; Apogonidae
Gene: c14h21orf91
Product: chromosome 14 C21orf91 homolog
Exons: 5
Coding region: 106-963 (285 amino acids)
Source: RefSeq, a predicted model, not a curated record